Brassica oleracea var. oleracea is the source of this 935-nucleotide messenger RNA. Its product is annotated as thylakoid lumenal 15 kDa protein 1, chloroplastic. The transcript is spliced from 8 exons. NCBI's taxonomy places the organism in Eukaryota, Viridiplantae, Streptophyta, Magnoliopsida, Brassicales, Brassicaceae. The record is from RefSeq and is a predicted model, not a curated record. Gene Ontology annotation, cellular component: chloroplast thylakoid. Bases 63 to 728 code for a protein of 221 amino acids.
GCAGCAAAGCAAGUCUGUUUGGUUUUGGCUCAUCCACUGAAACAUUGAGUCGUGAAGAAGACAUGGCAAUUCUCAGCAACGUCUCGUUUUCCCGCAGCAACGUCUAUCUAAAACCAUCUCUCUCUCAUCUCCCUAGCUCUCCUUCUUCUCGUCAUCAUUGUCUCAUUCGCUGCUCACUGCAGGAAGGGAAAGAAGUGGUGAGUCCAUUGGUCUGGUCAUUAGGAGAGGAGGUUUCAAAGAGAAGCUUACUUGCACUUGUCUCUGCUUCUCUCUUCGUUGUUGAUCCUGCCCUUGCUUUUAAGGGUGGAGGUCCCUAUGGACAAGGAGUCACCAGGGGACAAGACUUAUCCGGCAAAGACUUCAGUGGCCAGACUCUGAUCAGGCAGGACUUCAAAACGUCCAUCCUUAGGCAAGCCAACUUCAAGGGUGCUAAGUUGUUAGGUGCUAGCUUCUUUGAUGCAGACCUAACAGGUGCUGAUUUAUCCGAAACUGAUCUCCGAGGUGCAGAUUUCUCCUUGGCUAACGUAACAAAGGUGAAUUUAACAAACGCUAACUUGGAAGGAGCAACUGCUACUGGAAACACAUCAUUCAAGGGAUCAAACAUUACAGGCGCAGAUUUCACUGAUGUUCCUCUAAGAGAUGACCAACGAGAAUACCUUUGCAAAAUCGCUGAUGGGGUUAAUGCGACCACUGGGAAUGCCACACGGGACACAUUGCUCUGCAACUAAACUGUCAAGUGUAAACCUUUGUCUUCUUCAUCUGAGUUUUUGUACAAGUUUUUUUGUGUGUGAAUGAUGUUGUUGCAGAGUGAGUGUGUAUAUAAAUAUGCUUACUAAGUUACUAUACUCAAAUUUGACAUUGAGAGAUUAUGUAUGCUACUUUACUUUCGGCCUACAAAACAGUAUAUAAAGUUUGGAACUGUACUUGUAAAAUCA